AUGGCAUCGGCAUCACAAGCAGCUGUUAUUUCCUCACUGGUUUUAUACUGUUUUAUAGUUGCAUCUGUUGUGGCUGCUAACUUCUACCGUGAUUUCGACAUCACAUGGGGAGAUGGUCGUAGUAAGAUUAUCAACAAUGGAGAAAUUCUCACUCUCUCCCUUGAUAAAGCUUCUGGCUCCGGUUUCCAAUCCAAGAAUGAAUAUCUUUACGGGAAGAUCGACAUGCAACUCAAGCUCGUCCCUGGCAACUCCGUUGGCACUGUCACCGCUUAUUAUCUUUACAAGAGUAGUCGCACAGUGAAGUCAAGCGUUCGCAACGUCUUGCCCAAGAUAAAGAAGGACAGGGACCCAACCCAAGUUUCAGAGGGGAGCAGCGAGUUAGCGAAGAAAGGGAAGCUCUGCACAAGGAAGUGA
Molecule: messenger RNA, 414 nt
Organism: Hibiscus syriacus
Lineage: Eukaryota; Viridiplantae; Streptophyta; Magnoliopsida; Malvales; Malvaceae
Product: probable xyloglucan endotransglucosylase/hydrolase protein 23
Exons: 2
Coding region: 1-414 (137 amino acids)
Biological process (GO): carbohydrate metabolic process
Molecular function (GO): hydrolase activity, hydrolyzing O-glycosyl compounds
Source: RefSeq, a predicted model, not a curated record